Acanthopagrus latus (yellowfin seabream) is the source of this 4010-nucleotide messenger RNA. RefSeq names its product oxysterol-binding protein-related protein 10. Gene Ontology annotation, molecular function: cholesterol binding. The record is from RefSeq and is a predicted model, not a curated record. Bases 327 to 2759 code for a protein of 810 amino acids. The transcript is spliced from 14 exons. Gene Ontology annotation, cellular component: cytosol; membrane; intracellular membrane-bounded organelle. Lineage: Eukaryota; Metazoa; Chordata; Actinopteri; Spariformes; Sparidae.
GGAGGGAGACCCACAGUGCCACAGACACGCACUGCAGAGGAGAGAGCAGCACGCAGCGAAAACACGCCGCCACAGAGGAAUAUGUCCGCUUUCUCCCGCACCGAGGGACGCGUGAAGCACCGCAGCGGCGCGGCGGCACCGCAUGCAGCGACUCUGCUUUAGUCCAGCAGACACGUUUCAGCCUGUUCAACACUUAUGCGCUGCUGAAAUCUUCCCUACUGCUGCUGCUGCUGCUUGUGGUCCAUCCCCGUCCCCUCCUCCUCCUCAUCCCCCUCUCUUCCUCCUCCUCCUCCUCCUCCUCCUCCUGCACUCGUCCCGUCGCCAGGAUGGACAAGGCGCUCUGCAGUCCGCACCUCGGGGCCAACAAACCCAACUCUUCCCCGUCGGACCGCGGGGGCUCGUCGUCGAGGAAGCCCGGGAGGACCGGGUCGCACAGCCCCGGCUCCGGCUCCCUCGGUUCGGGGGGCAGCCGGGGAGCCGUGCUGGGGAACAGCAUGAAUCUGCAGCAGCAGGCGCGCAGAAGGCAGCUGGAAGGAGUGCUGAGCAAAUACACCAACCUGAUCCAGGGCUGGCAGAACAGGUACUUCGUGUUGGAUCCGGAGUUGGGACAGCUGCAUUACUUCGUCAACGAGCAGGGGAAGAGCCAGAAGCCCCGCGGGUCGCUGCCCCUGAUCGGCGCCUCGGUAACCCCGAGCGACGAGGCUCCGCACAUGUUCAUUGUAAACUCUGUCAACGGAGAGCUGUACAAACUCAGAGCCUCCGACGCCAAGGAGCAGCAGUUUUGGAUCAGCCAGCUCCAAGCGUGUGCCAGACGCCACUCCGACAGCAGUGCCAAGGUGAGGAAGUUGAAAGGCUCUGAUGAACACUUGAGUGUGGAGAGAGCAGGAGGAGGCCAGGAGGUGCUGGGCUCCUCAUCCUCUGGUCGGACCCGUAGCUACUCCCUCCUCCCCCACCUAACCCCAUCCUCAUCCCCGGGCUCUCAGAGACACCUGAGCCACACGGCCUCGCCCAGCAACAUCGUCACCAUCACCCACCACAAAUCUCCGGCUGCGGCUCGGCGGGCCAGGAGUCAGUAUCCAGGACGGCUGCUGGAGGUCAAAGAGGUGAUGUCCCAAGCGGAGGGCCAACAGAAGAACCUGGUCCAGUCCAUCGACUCUCUACCCACCAGAGGCCCUCUCUCCUGUCUGGACCAGGACCUGCUGCUGCUCAAAGCCACAUCGGCCGCCACACUCAGCUGCUUGGGAGAGUGCCUGAACAUCCUCCAACAGACCCAGAGCCACAGCCAGCCGCCACCUCAGUCCCAGGCCUCUGAGCACAAUCACUCUGCUCACAGAGCCCCCUCCGAUGGUGUUCCUGUGUGGACUGUACCAAAGUCGCCCUCAGGGGAACUGUUGAAGAACGGAGGUCUGACUCCUCUACAAUCAGCCGAGCCCUCCCCGGCCCUCAGGAAAAGGAGUUCGUCCCAUGGUGCUGAGCACCCCACAGGGCUGGAAGACAUCAGCCCCAGUGAUGAGGUGACGGAUACGGAGGAUAACGAAGAGGAGGACCUGGGUGUCCUGGACGACCAGCGGAGCAUCAUCCUCCACCUGCUCUCCCAGCUCAAACUGGGCAUGGACCUCACUCGGGUGGUGCUUCCAACCUUCAUUCUGGAAAAGCGAUCCCUCCUGGAGAUGUACGCCAACUUCAUGGCCCACCCUGACAUGUUCCUGUCGAUCACAGCCGGGGCCACGGCCGAGGACCGCAUAGUCCGCUUUGUCGAGUACUACCUGACCGCCUUCCACGAGGGGAGGAAAGGCGCUGUGGCCAAGAAGCCCUACAACCCGGUGCUGGGGGAGACCUUCCACUGUUCCUGGGAAGUGCCUCGGGAAAGAGUCAAACCGUUGGUCAGAUCCAACCAGGGGUCCUCGAGGGAGCCGAGCAGGGGCCCCAACAACACACAGCAGGGCGACGAUUCACCGGGAGGCUGCUACAGAGUCCGGUUCGUGGCCGAGCAGGUGUCCCACCAUCCGCCGGUGUCGGGGUUCUACUGCGAGUGCCGGGAGAGGAGUAUGUGCGUCAACGCUCACGUGUGGACCAAGAGCAAGUUCAUGGGCAUGUCGAUAGGAGUGUCCAUGGUGGGAGAAGUCAGACUGUGUUUAUUACUCCAACAUCUGGUGAUUCAUGCGGACAAAGAGCAGCAGUGUGCAGGAGGGGUCCUCUGUCUCCUGGAGCACGACGAGGAGUACGUCUUCACGCUGCCCUGUGCCUACGCCCGCUCCAUCCUCACCGUGCCCUGGGUGGAGCUGGGCGGCAAGGUCUCCAUCAACUGUGUCAAGAGCGGCUACUCGGCCACCGUCACCUUCCACACCAAGCCCUUCUACGGAGGGAAGGUGCACAGGGUGACGGCGGAAGUCAAACACAACCAGACCAACACCAUCGUGUGCAAAGCGCAGGGCGAGUGGAACGGCACGCUGGAGUUCACCUACAGCAGCGGGGAAACCAAAGUGAUCGACACGGCCAAGCUCCCCAUCACCAGGAAGAAGCUGCGGCCUGUGGACAGACAGGGGAGGACGGAGUCCAGGCGGUUAUGGCAACACGUCACCAAGUCGCUGAAGGAGGGAAACAUGGACGAGGCCACGGAGCACAAACACCGGCUGGAGGAGCGACAGAGGGGGGAGGAGAAGCAGAGGGCGGCUGAUAACAAACCAUGGACACCCAAAUACUUCACUAAAGAGGGAGAAGGCUGGAUCUACAACAAACCCCUGUGGAAGUCGACCUGACAGCAGAAACAACUCUCUCUCGCUCUUCUCGCGGACGAUAACUGAACUCCCGCCUCUCCGCCGCUGAUGGGGGCGGGAGGUCGAGCAAAGGGAGCGCUGACCUCCAGAGACACGCCGACCCGAGCUAAAGACUCGCCAGAGUGACACACACACAAACAGGAAAAAAACAAGCAAGGUGCCAAAGGGAUCCCCACUGUUAGAGCCAAGAUGGUGGUCGGAGCUCUUGGGACAAAGUACAUUUUUUAUAUCCAGUUAAUAGUAUUACUAUUCAAAGUAGAGUAUUUCUAUUUUUCACCUUGCAAAGGCCUUUUUUGCACACGCACAGUAUGAAGUUUGCCACUGGUGUUCUGCUUUGUUUCUGUUCUGUUUUUACGAUCGAUGUUUUUUCCUCAGACAUUGUCAAUAUUCGGUUCCAGGCUUUUAGUUCGUAAAGCAGCGUUAGAAUGAAUCGAUACCCCGUAAACACAUAAUACUGUAGCUGUAAAAGAGUUGUUUAUAAAAGCACUUUUACCAUAGAAACAAAUUUAAUAUUUUAUAUCUAUGGCUUUUACCAAUCAGGGUGGUCUCUGAGAGCUUUACAGAGAAGAAGAAGAAGGAGGGGAAGAACACCCGACUGUAUAAAUCGAGAGGUAGAGGGAACAAAUAUACGACAUUAGUUUACGUGUUAGUAUAUAUUAUUAUACAGAACUUUUAUGGUGAAGCUACUAGAGAGUCCUGAUUGAUUUUGUCUGCACUAUGAAUGUACUCGGGCACAUUUUUAAUAGUAUGCUACUUUAUAUAUAUUUUUUUCCAUCUCGUACUGUUGGCUACACGUGCUUUUUGUGUUCUUACUUCACCGCGCCGCUCCAUUUACAGUAUCGACGCCUCUACACAACAGACCUUUCACAUUUCCAUUACCGCCUCUCUCUCUCUUACGCAGCUCAUUCCAGCCAUUAGCCACUUUUUUCCCCUUCCAAAACAAAACACUCCCCGGAUCUUUCUAAUCCUUUUUCUGUAUCGGUGCCCCGAAGAUGGCACUUGUGUAAUUAGGCCAACCCCCCCCACCAUCCAUCCUGAAGUUAAUACUCCUCCUUAGGUUGCCCGUGGUGAUGAAUAUGGAUGAGGAAGCUCGCAGAAAACACACAACCAUGUUUUUUCACAUCUGGGGCGGGGUCGCUGGAAGGUUGCCUCUGUGAAGAGGAUAAUCCAGCGGAAUAACAAAUCACUGGGAACUGGGGUAAUCAGCCUGUUGGAUUAAAAAAAAAAAAAAAA